AUCACUUCACAUACCCUGUGAGCUCUCAGUCUCACUCCGCUAUUAACAAUCAUCCAACCAUGUCCACCAGCAAUCACCACCCAUUACUUCACACUCCCUCUCACAAGCCUUCCCACCAUAAGACCCUCUGUCUGAUCCUCUGUGCAGCGGCGAUAAUCCUUGGCUCCUCUGCCCUGCUUGCUGUCCAUUUCAUCAAGACCGGCCCUCCCAGUAUUCCUAGUCCUCUUAGAAAUGUAUGCCACAAGGCAGUGGACCAGGGGUCGUGCCUGGCUCUUAUCUCGGAAGUGGUGCCGUACGGUGCAGCGUUGUUUGAGAAUGAUCCCAGGAGUUUACUUGAGGUGUUCGUGAAGAAGUCGUUACUGCAGACCCAGAAGGCUGUGGAGGAGGCCAGGGAUGCCGGUCGGAAGAUCAAUGACCCCAGAGAGCAGGCUGCUCUAGGGGACUGCGUGGUACUGCUGGAGAUGUCCAUGGACCGGAUGCGCGAUGCCAUCACCAGCCUCACGAAGUCGGAUGCAGAGUCCCAAGCCGAUGCCCACACGUGGCUGAGCAGCUUGUUGACAAACUAUGUCACUUGCUCAGAUGGCCUGCAAGACUCGUCAGUAGCAAUGAAGCCUAUAUUGGAAGACUUGAUUUCCCGAGCCAAAGCCUCUCUGGUUAUGUUCGCUACAACGUUGCCUCCAAAGCCCUCUGAGACUUUAAUUGAGCACUUGGCAGGGCAGUUCCCGUCAUGGGUCACCAGCGGCGAUAGGCGACUUCUUUCCGCCAGUUCUGUGGAAGCAGCUGUCAAGGCCAACGUGGUGGUGGCCAAGGAUGGAAGCGGAAACUACAAGACUGUGAAGGAAGCAAUAGCCUCGGCUCCCGACAAAGGGACAAACCGGUAUGUUAUAUAUAUCAAGAAAGGCACAUACAAGGAGAAGGUUGAGGUGGGGAAGAAGAAGACCAACGUCAUGCUGGUCGGUGACGGGAUGGAUCAGACGAUUAUCACUGGCAGCCUCAAUGUUGUUGAUGGGGCAACGACAUUCAAUUCCGCAACUGUUGCUGUUGGUGGAGACGGGUUCAUUGCGCAAGACAUAUGGUUCCAGAACACAGCCGGGCCAGAGAAACACCAAGCAGUUGCUCUUCGGGUAAGUGCAGACAAGUCCGUCAUCCAUCGCUGCAAGGUAGACGCUUACCAAGACACUUUAUAUACGCACACUCUUCGCCAGUUCUACCGGGAUUGCAGCAUCACUGGAACUGUUGAUUUCAUAUUUGGCGAUGCUGGCGUCGUCUUGCAAAAUUGCAAGCUUAUUGCCAGGAAGCCCAUGAGCAAGCAGUCCAACAUGGUAACUGCCCAGGGCAGGACUGAUCCCAACCAGAACACAGGCACAUCGAUCCAGAAUUGCCAGAUUAUUGCAAGCUCCGACCUAGAGCCAGUGAAGGCCUCAAUCAAAUCUUACCUAGGGCGGCCAUGGAAGGAAUACUCAAGGACCAUUGUAAUGCAGUCCAAUAUCGGUGAUCAUAUCGACCCUGCUGGAUGGUCGGUUUGGCAGGGAGACUUCGCACUCAAGACGUUGUACUAUGGGGAAUACAUGAACAAGGGGCCUGGCGCCGGGACUAGCAAACGAGUCAACUGGCCCGGGUAUCAUGUUAUCAAGAGUGCAACUGAGGCGAAGAAGUUCACAGUGGCUGAGCUAAUCCAAGGAGGGCAGUGGCUGAAGUCCACCGGAGUGACUUACACGGAAGGGUUGUGAUUUAUGAAUGUGGAAUUAGGGUCGUAGGUGGAGGAAUUAAUUUUCAAGUCUUGAAUCCGAAUUUUGCUUUAAAUAAAUUCUAGUAUGUGGCACUCUUUCAUGUAAGAAACAGUCUGUGUUCGAAGUUUCUAAUUUGAGUAAAAUUAUGCACAUGUUUUCGGUUAACAUA
This is a messenger RNA of Punica granatum (pomegranate), 1899 nucleotides long. The record is from RefSeq and is a predicted model, not a curated record. NCBI's taxonomy places the organism in Eukaryota, Viridiplantae, Streptophyta, Magnoliopsida, Myrtales, Lythraceae.